This is a messenger RNA of Lolium rigidum, 1564 nucleotides long. RefSeq names its product putative F-box protein At1g12855. Gene Ontology annotation, molecular function: protein binding. Bases 158 to 1411 code for a protein of 417 amino acids. The record is from RefSeq and is a predicted model, not a curated record. Lineage: Eukaryota; Viridiplantae; Streptophyta; Magnoliopsida; Poales; Poaceae. The transcript has a single exon.
AUCUGACCUUUAUUUUAGUUUUCGAGACGGACAAGGAAACCGAGUCUGAUCCGAUCUAGGAUCGCCGCGCUUAUAUCUUCUCAAGCAGUAGCGCGUUUCAGCACAUAUCCUAUGUUAAUCAUAGUAGUGUUUUUUGGUGCAUGUACUCGGCUACUAUAUGGGCCUGAAGACCACAAACAAGGCACUGCGCAGCAGCGCCACGGUGAACACGGGGAAGGUGCUGCGGAGGCAUACCGCCCCGAAUAAGCCGGAGUUCAUGUCAACUCGUAAGAGAUUCCGAAGGCCAGCCAUCCCUGAGAUGCCAGAUGACCUUGUAUCGGAGAUCCUGGUUCGACUCCCAGUGAAAUCUCUCCUGCGCUUCAAAUCAGUGUGCAGGACCUGGCACACCACCAUCUGCAGCCGAUCCUUCAUUAGCAUGCACCUCCAACGCGCAGUGUCCAACCACCAGCGCCAUCAGUGUUUCCUGCUCACGCCGUAUUUUCUGGCAGAAGGUUCGAGCAAUAUCAGCCUAUACAGAUGGCAAAAGAGUCAAGCCAGCGCAAGUCUUGCAUACACACUCAACUUCUUCGAAGGAGCUUCGGUGCGAGUAUACAUUCUUGGACAUUGCAACGGACUCGUGCUAGUUCCCACCAGCACCAAAAUGUAUGUCCUCAACCCCUCCACUAGGGAACUUCUUACACUACCUGAGAGCAUCCGCAGUAUGCUACAGCCAUCCUCCAUAUGUCGCGCCAUUGUUGGUUUUGGUCUUGAUUCAUUUACAAACAAGUACAAGAUCGUUCGAUUCUUUAACUAUUCACUGGAUGAGGCCCGAAUGGGAAUGGAGAUUUGUACAAUCAGUGAAACCGGCAGAGCUUGGAGGAGCAGUGAUGUGGAUCCACCAUACCCGCUUAGCGGCUGGCAAACCGCUACAUUCUUUCGGGGUUCUCUUUUCUGGAGACUCGAUGGGCCUGAUCUCAUACAAUCUCCAGAGGGCCGAUUGCUUCGUUUUUGCUUAAAAGAGGAAGUAUUUAGCUUAACUAUGCAGCCCCCAUGCCCUGAUCUUGAUCAUGAUGACUUCGCCUUAAACGUGCUAGAUGGUGAAAUGUGCCUAGCUCAGUUUGACUCUUCUCAGCGAACAGUGCUCUGGAUGACAAGUGAUGCUGUGAACCCGCAAUGGUAUCGCCGAUGCAUCCUUAAUGUUGAUACCUCCCUCGCCAUAUCGAUUUCACACUGUGGAGUGCUUUUGGUGGAUCUGCAUCGAGUCUUCCAGUAUGAUUUCCAAAGUAAGAAAGCAGAGGAUGUAGCUCACUUGGAUGGCCUGAAGUAUGAUGGACCUGGGUCAUGCGCCAUUAAGUAUGCGUGCCAAAACUCGAUGUACAUCGGUGUACUUCCCUGCAUUGAAAGUCUUGUUCCCAUAGCCAUUGCAAGAUGAUAGGCAUGACUGUCGAUCUUUAUUUGUGUAAUACUACUAGUAGUAAAAAGAAAAUAUGUGCUAGACUGCUAGGGUUCAUUAUGUUUUUAUGUUUAUGAAUGUAAGAAAAUAAGUGGCAAACGGUUGAUUCAAUAAACUGUUGGCCAACCCGAA